AUGGGUACAUUCGAACAAAUUUAUGGCAGUAAGACACCAAUCGAUGUCAAAGAUAUUUUUAAAACAUGCAAAGAUCAGACUAGAAAGGUGCUAGUCUUUGGUCGAGCUGGUAUUGGAAAAUCAACAUUUUGUCGAUAUAUUGCCUACCAAUGGGCAACUGGUGCAAUUUGGCCAGAAUAUGAACUAGUUGUGCUCAUUCCUUUACGAUCUUUAACAGAAUAUCGUUAUCCAAUUGACACCAUUUAUUCCCUAGUUGACAUCGUCGAAAAGGAAUAUGUCUCUUAUCCUUUUCUAUCAGAGAACAAUAAACAACUUUUACAACAAGAACUUCGUGAAAAUCAUAUUCUGUGGCUUUUGGAUGGUUGUGAUGAAACAGUACAGAAUAGAUCUUCACAUCUGUAA
This is a messenger RNA of Rotaria sordida, 402 nucleotides long. The record is from the annotation of a GenBank genome assembly. NCBI's taxonomy places the organism in Eukaryota, Metazoa, Rotifera, Eurotatoria, Philodinida, Philodinidae.